AUGUCUAUGAUACUGGGAGCGCUAGAAGCUGCCAUCUGCGCUGCCAUAUGGGUGGUGUUAUUUCUAGUCAGUAUUGCUACUUUUGGCCUGGCGAUACAGUGGCUGGCGACAAACCCGGUCGCCACAUGGACAAAGAAAACGUGCACGUUCUCGCCGGCAAAGAAGAAAUGGAUGGAUGAUAAGAAACGCUUGCUCGCUGAAUCAAAGGCCAUAUUAGAUCGCGAAGCCUUGAUAGACAAUCUUCAACGAGAAGAGGACGAGAUGGCUAAAGAAGUUAUUGAUGCUGCUGGUCUAGAGUCGAUGGCCGUAUUGGGAAGAUGUCUGGAUGAACAUUGGUUUGAGAUUCGACAGAAUUGGCGGGACCUUUCGGACUUGCUGGAUCGAUACUGCGAUUAA
Messenger RNA from Penicillium mononematosum, 396 nucleotides. RefSeq lists its product as uncharacterized. The transcript has 2 exons. The coding region runs from base 1 to 396 and encodes 131 amino acids. NCBI's taxonomy places the organism in Eukaryota, Fungi, Ascomycota, Eurotiomycetes, Eurotiales, Aspergillaceae. The record is from RefSeq and is a predicted model, not a curated record.